Molecule: messenger RNA, 3232 nt
Organism: Octopus sinensis (East Asian common octopus)
Lineage: Eukaryota; Metazoa; Mollusca; Cephalopoda; Octopoda; Octopodidae
Exons: 1
Coding region: 442-2088 (548 amino acids)
Source: RefSeq, a predicted model, not a curated record
GUCAGCCAGUUUGUCAGUCAAAUCCCGCAGGUAUCUCCGCCGCUGCCGCCUCCAAUCACUGUUUCUAUUAUUAUCACCACCACCAACACCACCUCCGCCGCCGCCGCAGCUACUACCACCACUACGACUAUGAUCUACACAGAUUGCACACCUGGUGUGUUACUUCAGGUGUCGUCGGCCAGGACAGAAAGCCGUCCUUUUUUCAGCCUCGUACAGCAACACUAAGAAGACUCGUUUCAUUUCAGCUACAUUUAUUAGUAUUUUUUUUUUACACCUGUAUUUUUUUUUUACACUUGUUGAAGGAAGGAGCGACACGACCACGGAUUUUUUUUUUACCUGAGAGCAGAACAUUUACAAGAAACGGACUCCUAAAACAAACUAAAGGGAAAAAAGAUUUAAAAUAUAGAAAAAAAAGGGGGAUAUAAAAACCCUUCUUCAAAUAUGUUUGUCGAAGGGGAUGAAAAGACGUUGUUUCAAUGUGGGGUUUUGUACAUUGGGAGUGCAGUACCCCUGGAAGCUUCCAAGGGCCUGGAAGCUAUACAACAACCCUUAAGGGAACGUUACCCAUACAAAGAUGACAAAGAGAUUAGUGGUGUGGAAGCUGUACUAUCAGUGACACCCACUGGAAUACAGAUGCAGUAUUUGAAGGACAGUGGCUCGGUGAUGUGGUUCCCCAUUUCAUCGUUAACCUUUUGCGCAGCAGUACGGUGCAUCCAUUUAUUGACGAGGGCAGGACAGAGAGUACCCCGAUUUGUGUCCCUCAACUCGCCCGCUGCCGGUGGGGUGUACAGCCAGAAACCAGUGAUUUUUGCUGCUAUUACUCGAAGAACGAAAGGUAGGAAAUUCCUUGAAUGUCACUCGUUUAUCUGCAAAUCUACAGGAGAUGCCAUCGGUCUGGUGCAGUCUUCGAAGCUGGCUGACCGAGCAUUUCGCAACGGAAUUGUGCCGUCCAAUAUCCCGUCCCUAUCACGCAUGAAUUCGCUCUCUUUACGGCCUCAAAGCGAAAGCGAACUCCAUUUGCUAACCGACCAAAAGUCACCGCAAAGCGACCUGUCCCCAGAGUUCCAGGAACCACCGCCAACCCAAGGAUACUUUUACGGCACAGGGUCCACACUCGCCAGAAGCUACACUGUCGAGAAAAUGAACAACGACGUCCUCAGAAUACCGAGAACCCUCGAUCGACCCGUCUCCAGAAGACAUCAUUCUUCAGUUAUGGUACCAUCACACUCCCAUUACAUCCCGGGACCGAGAAGAGUGGUUCCCGUUCCCGUGAACAUUUCUCAGUCGUCAAGAAGAUUCUUGUCGCCGCCCCCAUCUCACAUUUUGAUCCGUAAAGACCCUUAUCUAUUCAAUUCUCAAUCGACUUUACCCACCACAUACGCCAGACUCCCGCCUCCACUUGCGCCAUCAAUAUCAGAGAAAGUUGGCCGUUCACCGUCUUUAGUGAGGUCUCAGAGAUCUUCAGCGGGCAGCACCAUACGACCCGAGGAUAACGCCUUACGGAAUUCACGCAAAGAUACAGCGAUAAAAAAUGGUCGCGAUACCGAAUCUUCGAGCGGCUCUUCAAGACCGCCCAGUCCUCCUUUAGAUUACGAACCUUUCGCCUCUGCUCUGGGCGGCUCGAAAACACACCUCAGUCGGAAGGACCGAUACGAAAAGGGCUCGUUCAUAACUUCGGGAGCCGCUUCCCCUCCGUCUGUGAUCUACCCUUACGACCCUUACAUUUACCCGGCCCAUUUGGCGGGCGACCCGACCAUGAGACCGCGCUCUUUGUCACCCCCUGCAGCAGAAAUCGAACAUUCGACGAAGAAUACGCGAAAAAAGAAAGAGAAAUCGAAAAAGAAAUCGAAGAAAUCCGCCAAAAAGGGUUCGAAAGACGCCGAGCUGCCGAACGAUAAUGUCGAGUACAGUUCGGAAGUCUUAAACGGUUCUGAUAAACAAAACCGCUUCAUGCUGGACCGAGCACACGCUUUCCAGAACGAAAGGGCCUUUGCCCGAAGCAUUGCGGCCGAAAGCAAGAAACACGGCAUCUACGACCAAGAGAACACGUCCUAUCGACAUUACCCUGAUAGCGAUCUUGUUAACUAACAGCUUACAAUCUCCCAUCUAUCUCUACCCACCUUUUGUACACAACACACACACACACACUACAAUGUACACCUGCUUUUAUAUACAUUAUAUACACGCAUGCAUGUACAUAUAUGUGUGAACAGACACACGUGCGCGCACACACACAUACAUAUAUAUAUAUAUAUACCUACAUACCUAUACAUGCAUCAAUGUACACACAGAUACGUACAAACACGAAAAUCUGAAAGGACGAUUCUGUACAAUGUUUAAUCACAAAUGAUACGUCUUUAAAAAAAAGAUGUUUGCUUUCUGUAAUUGUUGUUGCUGUUAUUACUGUCGACGAUGUGAUGAUGGAGAUUAUUAUUAUUAUUACUAUUAUUGCCUUUGUUACUGUGGAUUAAACAUUAAUUCCAAAUACGGAUACUGAAGAAGAAUUUUUUUUUAAAUACACAUACAGUAAUUAUGAUGAUAAAUGAUUUCUAACACGAAGCCACAAAUAUAUUGGAGAAAAAUGGAGUUUUAAUAUAUCGAUAACUAAUUAUGGAUUAAUAUAUAAGGGGGGGGGGAACAACCCCCCCAAAAAAACUGAUCAGGAGGGGUUUGAAUCCAGAACUAGGAAGUCCGGUGCGUUACUGAUUUUCAUCAUUCCAAAUAAUAAUUUUAAAAAAAAGAGAUGAAAAGGAAAAUUGUAUUUAAAAAAAAAAAACAAAAACGAAAGAGAAAAAGUUUGCUUAUAAAACUUAAAAAAAAAAACCCUUUGAAAUUUUGUUUUAUACCUCAAAAAAAGAUAUAUAUAUAUAUAUUUUUUUCUAUUACGAAAACUAUAUUCUCUCCUAUGCAAAUUUUGCUUUGCCUUCAGUAUGUUAUAUGUUCAAGUUAUCAAAUUAUUUAAUAACCUAAAUGAUUAAAUUUGAAAAGAAAAAAAAAAGUUUUUUCUACGUCACUAAAUUAACACUAAUUAAAAAUAUAAUUAAUUCAUCAGAAAUAUUAAUUUUUGGUGGAAGUGCUUUUAAUGAUGACAAACACACACACUAUAAACUAUUUCAUCCAUAAUCAUUAGUCCGACAAUAUAUAUUUUGUUUCGCCUAUGGCUGAACAGAACUCUUAUAAAUUAGCAUGUACCAAAAAAAAAAAAAAAAAAAAAGACUGGGAUAUAACUCCA